Molecule: messenger RNA, 1712 nt
Organism: Aspergillus versicolor CBS 583.65
Lineage: Eukaryota; Fungi; Ascomycota; Eurotiomycetes; Eurotiales; Aspergillaceae
Exons: 3
Coding region: 272-1501 (409 amino acids)
Biological process (GO): biosynthetic process
Molecular function (GO): pyridoxal phosphate binding; catalytic activity
Source: RefSeq, a predicted model, not a curated record
UGUAAACUGUGACUUCGAAAUUCACCCCCAGUACUAUUCAAAUAAACAGACCCCGAUGGACGAGUUUCGCUGAUAUGAAACCUGCCGGUAUGGAUCCUGUAUAGAACAGGCUAUCCCAAAGCGGCAAUAUCCGCUCUUCCCCACGUGAUGCGAACCAAAUGCCCACAGAUUCCAGAACUUGUUCCUGUUUCAGCGAUAUACAGCCCCGCCUGGCAUUCAAACCAGAUUCAACACUACUGUCCGUUUUGCCCGAUUUUAGCAAACCGACAUCAUGGUUCAGAUCAAGGAUUUUGCUGUGGAACAAUGGAUGGACAAGUACGAGACUACGGCCAAAUUCAACGUGGCAGAGACCUGCAGCGCCUCACUGUCGGUUCGAGAUCUCCAAACUCUUUCCGAGGAUCCAUCAUUGCAUCCGCUGGACGAUAUUCUUGACCGCAAGCUCACAUAUGGUGCCAUUCGCGGCUCUGAACAACUACGGACGACGCUGGCCAAUCUGUAUUCUGUGAGAACACCGACUCCAUUACCCGCGGACAAUGUAUUGGCCACUGCAGGCGCAAUUCAAGCGAACUUUCUUUUGCUGUAUACAUUAGUUGGGCCUGGAGACCAUGUUAUCUGCCACUACCCCACAUAUCAACAACUUUACUCGGUCCCGACGUCGCUUGGGGCCGAUGUGAGCCUAUGGAAGUCAAAGGAGGCGGAAGGGUGGAAAUUAGAUCUCGAUGAAUUAAAGGCCCUCAUCCAGCCGAAUACCAAGCUUAUCAUCCUCAACAACCCGCAGAACCCCACUGGGGCUAUUAUUCCCCAGGAAACGCUGGACGAGAUAGUGGAGAUUGCCCGUAGCUCGUCAAUCUAUAUAUUUUGUGACGAAGUCUAUCGCCCGCUCUUCCACUCCAUCACUCCGAUGGACCCAGAGUUCCCUUCGUCCGCUCUGUCUCUCGGUUAUGAGCGCACUAUUGUUACAGGUUCCAUGUCAAAGGCAUAUAGCCUAGCUGGUAUUCGAGUGGGGUGGAUUGCAUCCCGAGAUCGUUCGGUGAUUGAGGCCUGCGCCUCGGUCCGCGACUAUACCACCAUAUCCGUCUCGCAACUCGACGAUGCGGUUGCAAGCUAUGCUCUGGCGCCGACCACCAUCCACGCACUGCUGAGGCGGAAUAUAGAGCUCGCAAAGCGUAACUUUGCGAUCCUCGACAAGUUCAUCGAGUCCCAUCGGUGGGCGUGCGACUGGGUAAAGCCCCGAGCGGGGACAACCGCGUUUGUACGGUUCAACAAGAUGGGCAAGCCUGUAAAUGAUGUCACCUUCUGUGAGACGCUCCUGGAGCGGACCGGACUGAUGUUUGUUCCUGGAAGCCUAUGCUUUGGUAAUGGGGAGGAAUUCCAUGGCUACGUGCGGAUCGGCUACGUGUGUGAGACGCAGGUGCUGGAAGACGGGCUCGCGGCAUUGGGGGAAUUCCUGGAAGAGGGAUAUGAAGAUGUACCUGUGGUGAAAAAGACGGCGCAGGCCUGACCUAUACGUAGAUACACCAUAUAUCUGAUUCUACACGUCGAACGCAUUUUAGCCCUUGCAGCAGCAGCAUGUGACGGCAUUUGUACGGUGUAGCCUGUAGGCGCGGUGUAUAGCAGUGCUCAGCAGUCUCCGAGCCCGAACAAUAAUAUCAAUGAAACUCCGCAGUCCAUUUACUAUUAUUAGGGGGGAUCAGCUGCACUCCACAUUUCUC